Gracilinanus agilis (Agile Gracile Mouse Opossum) is the source of this 975-nucleotide messenger RNA. Its product is annotated as tRNA wybutosine-synthesizing protein 2 homolog. The transcript has 7 exons. Lineage: Eukaryota; Metazoa; Chordata; Mammalia; Didelphimorphia; Didelphidae. Gene Ontology annotation, molecular function: tRNA methyltransferase activity. The coding region runs from base 1 to 975 and encodes 324 amino acids. Gene Ontology annotation, cellular component: cytoplasm. Gene Ontology annotation, biological process: tRNA methylation. The record is from RefSeq and is a predicted model, not a curated record.
AUGGAGCGGGGUGCAGCUGCUGGGAGGAGCUCCGCCGAGGCCCGAGGCCCCAUGGCCCCCGGAGCUGGAGCGCCCGAGGACUCUGGCAAUGUGAAGGCUUCGCCUUCAGGUGAAAAGUCUGACCUUAUUGUGGCCGUUGUGACAGAACCUCGGUUUACACAGUGUUGCAGGGAAUAUCUGGAGAAGCAACAGCUCUUGGAUAGGCAGCACCGCGUGAAGCAACUGCCUGAUGGUACCAUGGCACUACCUGUUCUGGGAGAGACCCUCAGUGAAUGGCACCUACGAGCACUGAGGCAGCAAGGGGCCCCAGGGAGCACCUGCAGGCUGGCACGGAUCCCGAAACCUGUUCCCUCCAAGAAAGCUCAGAGCUCUUCUCCUGGUCAGAAGCUACGUCAGGAUGUGCAGUGUCUAGUGGAAAGCCAGGGGCACACAUGGUCAGCCGAACUAGAGAAAGAUCUUCCCCACUCCUGGCAAUGUCAUGGUGACCUCCUCCUGCUUAGCGAGGACAGCUUCAAAGCCACUUAUUGGAAAAAACUGGAACCAAGACUCUGGAACACUGUUGCCUCUGCCCUGGGAGGCUCGCGUUUGGCAAAACGAGGACGCGUGUUGCCAGAUGGGACACGAACUCCCAAAGUAAUCCUGCUUCUGGGUGAUCAUGGCUGGGUGGAGCAUGUGGAUAAUGGAAUCAGGUACACGUUUGAUGUGACCCAAAGCAUGUUCUCCUUUGGAAACAUCACUGAGAAACUGCGGGUAGCAUCAAUGUCCUGUGCUGGAGAAGUGCUGGUGGAUCUCUAUGCAGGGAUUGGUUACUUCACCUUGCCAUUUCUGAUUCAUGCAAAUGCUGCCUUUGUCCAUGCCUGUGAGUGGGACCCACAUGCUGCAGCAGCCUUGAAGAAGAACCUGGAGCUCAAUGGUGUGGCUGAUCGCUGCUGUAUUCACAUGGGCGAUAACAGGAAGGUGAGGGAGCAGAGUUGA